AAUAAGAUAUGAGUUAAAAGCUGAAAAUUAGAAAACCCGCUCCAGAUUUCACAGCCCAAGCUUACUUGAAUGGAUCAUUCAAGAAGGUGUCACUUUCUCGAUUUCAAAGGCAAAUACUUGGUCUUAUUCUUUUAUCCAUUGGACUCCACUUUUGUUUGCCCAACUGAGAUCAUCGCUUUUUCUGACAGAGCUGAAGAAUUCAGAAAGAUUGGAUGCGAGGUUGCUGCUGUUUCAGUCGAUUCACGUUUCUCUCACAUGAAGUAUUGCCAAACCCCAAGAAAUCAAGGAGGAUUGGGCGAUAUGCAAAUUCCUUUGAUUGCUGACAUCGCAAAGACUAUUUCUGCUGAUUAUGGAGUUCUGAUCGAUGAUCCUUAAGAUGGAGAUUUCGGAGUGGCCUUCAGAGGUACAUUCAUAGUUGACAAGAAUGGUGUUCUCAGACAUUAUUCAGUCAAUGAUUUGCCAGUCGGAAGAAAUGUCGAUGAAACAUUGAGAUUGGUAUAAGCCUUUUAAUUCACUGACGAACACGGUGAGGUAUGCCCAGCCUCAUGGAAACCAGGAAAACCAACUAUGGUUCCUGAUCACGGAAGCCAAAAGCUCUAACAAUAUUGGACUGAAGAACACGCAAAGAAAGAAUGAUUGAGUCAUUUAUUAAAUCAGAAUUUAUAAAAUUGUUCUUCUAUUAAAAUUAUUUGUGGUUAAUUAAA
This is a messenger RNA of Paramecium tetraurelia, 704 nucleotides long. RefSeq lists its product as uncharacterized. Gene Ontology annotation, cellular component: cytosol. The record is from RefSeq and is a predicted model, not a curated record. NCBI's taxonomy places the organism in Eukaryota, Ciliophora, Oligohymenophorea, Peniculida, Parameciidae. Gene Ontology annotation, molecular function: thioredoxin peroxidase activity. The transcript is spliced from 4 exons. Gene Ontology annotation, biological process: hydrogen peroxide catabolic process; cell redox homeostasis; cellular response to stress.